AGAGGAUUUCAACGUGGCUACCCAUGUCUUCCCAGUGUGUGUAAAUUCUUUCAAAGUUGUGCGAGCUUCUGUUAGAACGCGGUAAAGCUGCCUCUAUCGUCAGGUAGCACAUUGUUUUGUAUCUUGAACGUGUUCUUCCGGUCACCUUACAAGCGCUAUUGUUCGACAUGUUAGCGGUUUGAACCGCUAGCACGGACCAAAUUCACGUGUUUGCCAGCCUCCCCUGCUCGUGCUGAGAAGCCACCUGCGGGUGGUUCUCCUUUUUGUAGAAAAUGGGUGAGUUUAAGGUGCACCGCGUUCGUUUCUUCGACUACAUGCCCAGCUCUAUCCGAGCCAUGGCGUUCAAUUGCCGCACCGAGAGGCUCGCAGUGGCCCGGGCUGACGGAACAGUGGAGGUCUUUAACUUCACUGACAACUACUUCCAAGAGAAGGUGAUCCCCGGUCGGGAUAAUGCGGGCAUUGAGGCUCUGUGCUGGGUGGGUCAACGCCUCUUCAGUGCUGGUUUGCGUGGAGAGAUCACGGAGUAUGACCUGGAGAACUUGCAGCCCAAGUGCAGCGUGGAUGCCUAUGGGGGUCCAAUCUGGACCAUCAGCUGCAACAGCAUGGGAACACUGCUGGCGGUUGGAUGUGAAGAUGGGACAGUGAAGAUAUUUGAAAUACUGGAGGACAGAAUUCAGUUUCAGAGGAGCUUUGACAGGCAGAAAUGUCGUAUCAUCAGUCUUUCCUGGCAUCCCUCUGGCAAGCUGCUGGCUGCUGGUGUGAUGGACAUGAUUCGAAUAUUUGAUGUUGAGACUGGUCACAGCAUUCACAGAAUGCAUGUUGAAAGACUUGUGGGAGCUUCCAAAAGCAGGGAGGUUGUCGUUUGGAGUAUCGUCUUCUUAUCUAAUCACACGAUCAUUAGUGGUGAUUCUGCCGGAAAGGUCCAGAUGUGGGACGGAAUUACAGGAACACUAGUCCACACUCACCUCGUCACCAAGUGGGACGUGCUUGCUCUUUCUGUCUCCCAGGAUGAAAGCAGUCUCAUAGCCGGUACAUCAGAAGGCACUGUGGUCCAGUUCCAGUUUCUUUCUCGCACCGUCAACCAACAGGAUAAGGACUGGGUCCGAACCAGAACCUUUAAAAACCACACACACGAUGUGAGGGCGCUGGUUCACACUGAGAUUUCUGUUGUUUCUGGAGGUAUGGAUACCCAGGUCGUAGUACGACCCCUGCUGGAUAAGGUGGAAAAGAACACCCAAGAGUCGGCUCUACGUAAAAUAGUCUUCCCUCACAGGAGUCUCGUGUGUUGUGCUAAGAAGUUGGGCCUGCUGCUGUUCCAGUUCUCUGAUCAUCUUGAGCUGUGGAGACUAGGAGAAAGUGAGGGGCAGGGAAGGCCCGGUGAGAGUCUACUUGUGAAGAGGAAACCAGAGAAACUAAUUCAUCUGAAAAGGAAGGGCGAAGAUCAUAUCCGGUGCAGUGCUCUGUCGCCAUGCGGAGAGUGGCUGGCGUACUCGACUGUUUCCAGCGUUCGUCUUUACAUGCUACAGAUCGACAACAACAACAUUCGUAUCACAAAGGUUUCAAAACUACCCAAGAUCCUGAACUCAGCCCAGCAGCUUUGCUUUUCUUCAGAUUCCACCAAACUCUUUGCAACCUGCAGCCAGUCAUCGGUCAUUGUGGUUUCUCUCAGCCAGUCCGAGUGCAAAUAUGUUCACACCCUCAACCCUCAGCCAGCUUCCAGACACCCAGUCCACCUGUUGCAUGCAAGUGAUGACGGCAAUUGGCUCGUUACAGCCAACACAGGCUUUGAGAUCCACGUUUACAACCUUCAAAAGCUCAAGCUUCACUGCACAGUGCCGGUGUACAGCUCCUGUCCCACCGCCUUGGCCAUCAACCCCACCACCAGAAACCUCAUCACAGCGCACGCUGACCAGCAGAUAUUUGAGUUCUCUCUAGUGCAAAAGGAAUACACCGAUUGGAGUCGCAAGCUACAGAAACAAGGGCUGCACCCUCUGUGGUUGCAGAGGGACACGCCCAUCACCCAUGUCACCUUCAAUCCCAAGAACUCUGCUCAUAUUCUUCUGCACGAUGUGUUUAUGUUCUGCAUCGUCGACAAGAGCCUGCCCCUCCCUGAAGCAAGGUCUCAGCUCUCCAACCAAAUGACACUCAGGAGUCUUCCGGAGUCAGAGAGAAUGAGACACAGCCACGCAUUCAAGAUAUGCAAAACCUUUCAGUACCUCUUGAGUUUGACUCUGCUGGAUGACCAGUCCCUAGUUGUGGUGGAGCGCCCGCUGACGGACAUCCAAUCUCAGCUGCCUGCACCCGUACGACAGAAGAAGUUUGCCACAUAAACAAAAGCACAGAAAAACAGCUUUUGUCCGGCUUGCCGCGACAGAUCUCAUGAGUCAAAGAGCUGUUUGUCGGACCACAUCCAAAAAUAGCCGAAGGUUUCCACUUUGUUAAAGCGUUUUGAUAAAUAAACAAUCCAACUGUU
This is a messenger RNA of Hippocampus comes (tiger tail seahorse), 2473 nucleotides long. It is a transcript of the gene utp4, whose product is annotated as UTP4 small subunit processome component. Gene Ontology annotation, molecular function: protein binding; RNA binding. Lineage: Eukaryota; Metazoa; Chordata; Actinopteri; Syngnathiformes; Syngnathidae. Bases 273 to 2330 code for a protein of 685 amino acids. The transcript has 16 exons. The record is from RefSeq and is a predicted model, not a curated record. Gene Ontology annotation, cellular component: small-subunit processome; t-UTP complex; 90S preribosome. Gene Ontology annotation, biological process: maturation of SSU-rRNA from tricistronic rRNA transcript (SSU-rRNA, 5.8S rRNA, LSU-rRNA).